GUGUGGUUUGAUUAUAUGUUACAACGGCCUGCCACCAAUUGCUUCCUUUCUCUUUGGGAAGAAUUUGGCUCCGCCUCUUUGAAAUCCCAUUGGACAAGUAGACCGAGGCGGUGCGAUCUGAUUGGCUCUCAGGAACGUCACUCCACCCGCGAGCUGCGCUUCCUGGUGUGUGUAGCAGCGGAGUGGUGGAUCGAGCUCAGCUGGUGCUCUGCAUCACCCCGACCGAGUUUAUCAGCCAGAAAAGAAGUAAUAUUGGCUCAUGGCGUUCAGGAAAGUCUUGAGACGGACGGCAUUCGUAGGAGGUGGAGCCGUCGCAGCUGCGUUUGGACUGUCGCAGCUGAAGGAGUACCGCAGGGCACAGGCAGGACUGAAGCAGCUUCAGGAAUGUUAUUGCGUGCAGCUGAAAGGCAAAGGUGGAUGCCUGGAUGGGCCCGAUUAGCUCACGUCACAGCCGAGGCUGAGCUGAAGGUCCCGUACGCAGACGAGCUUCCUUCUCGGCAGGCCCAGCUCGCAGCGCUGCGAGACACCGAGGAGUUCGAUGUUCUGGUGGUCGGAGGCGGGGCCACAGGGGCAGGAUGUGCCUUAGACGCCGUCACGCGCAAUUUGAAAACCGCCCUGGUGGAGCGAAGUGACUUCUCUUCAGGCACCAGCAGCCGAAGCACAAAGCUGAUCCACGGUGGAGUCCGAUACCUCCAGAAGGCCAUCAUGCAGUUAGACCAUGAACAGUACCUGAUGGUGAAAGAAGCUCUGCAUGAACGAGCCAACUUGCUGGAAAUUGCACCUCACCUGUCAGCUCCGUUGCCCAUCAUGCUUCCUGUUUACAAAUGGUGGCAGCUGCCUUACUACUGGGCGGGAAUCAAGAUGUACGACUUAGUGGCUGGGAUCCACUGCCUGAAGAGCAGCUAUGUCCUCAGCAAAUCCAAGGCCUUGGAGCUUUUCCCCAUGCUGAAGAAGGACAAGCUGGUGGGAGCCAUUGUCUACUAUGAUGGCCAGCACAAUGAUGCUCGUAUGAACCUGGCCAUCGCCCUCUCUGCUGCUCGUUACGGAGCCGCCGUGGCCAACUAUACCGAAGUGGUCCGGCUGUUAAAGACCAAAGAUCAGCAGAGCGGCAAGGAGAAGGUGUGUGGAGCUCGCUGCAGGGACGUCAUCACAGGGCAGGAGUUUGAUGUGAAGGCCAAGUGUGUGAUUAACGCCACAGGACCGUUCACAGACUCACUGAGGAAGAUGGAUGAGCAGAAAGUGGCAAAUAUCUGCCAGCCCAGCGCUGGAGUUCACAUUGUCAUCCCGGGUUACUACAGUCCAGACAAUAUGGGCCUCCUUGAUCCAGCCACGAGUGACGGUCGUGUCAUCUUCUUCCUGCCCUGGGAGAACAUGACCAUCGCCGGGACCACAGACACCCCCACCAGUGUGACGGCACACCCUAUCCCGGGGGAGGACGACAUCAACUUCAUCCUGACGGAGGUGCGCAACUAUCUGAGCCCUGAUGUGGAAGUUCGCAGAGGAGACGUCCUGGCAGCGUGGAGCGGCAUUCGGCCCCUAGUGACCGACCCAAACUCCAAAGACACUCAGUCCAUCUGCAGGAACCACGUGGUCAGCAUGAGUGACAGUGGGCUGGUCACUAUCGCAGGUGGGAAGUGGACCACCUACAGGUCGAUGGCCGAGGAGACGCUGGACACGGCCGUCAAAGGUCUCGGCCUUACAGCUGAACCCUGCAGGACUGUGGGUCUGAUGCUAGAGGGAGGGAAGGGCUGGACACCAACGCUCUACAUCCGCCUGGUGCAGGACUACGGCCUGGAGAAGGAGGUGGCCCAACAUUUGGCCUCCACCUACGGAGGGAAGGCGUUUGACGUGGCCAAAAUGGCUCAGGUGACAGGACAGAGGUGGCCGAUCGUUGGGAAAAGGCUGGUGUCUGAGUUCCCGUAUAUCGAGGCUGAGGUCCUCUACGCCAUCAAAGAGUACGCCUGCACUGCCAUAGACGUCAUCGCUCGGCGAACACGCCUGGGCUUCCUGAACGUGCAGGCGGCAGACGAAGCGCUCCCACGCAUCGUUCAGAUCAUGGGCAAGGAGCUUAACUGGAGUCAGGAGAAGAAGACGGAGGAACUGGAAGCAGCCAAGAAGUUUUUGUACCAUGAGAUGGGCUACAGGUCUCGGUCCGAGCAGCUCACAAAGACGUCUGAGAUCAACCUGGACUACCAGGAAGUUGUCAGGUACAAGAAGCGCUUCCAUAGGUUCGACAAAGAGACUAAAGGCUUCAUCACCACGGUCGAUGUCCAGAGAGUGCUAGAGAGUAUCAACAUCCACAUUGAUGAAAAUGCUCUGCAUGAAAUCCUUAAUGAGGUGGACCUGAACAAGAACGGACAAGUUGAAAUCGACGAGUUCCUUCAGCUGAUGAGCGCCGUGAAGAAGGGACAAGUGUCCGACAGCCGCCUGGCCAUCCUCAUGAAAACAGCCGAGGAGACUCUGGACAUGAGAGGCCCGGUGACCGUGGACCGGAGCGGGGGCGGAGUCUAAGCCUGAUGGAAACCCAUCGGCAGUGUAAAAGGUGGUGACGAUGACUGAAUAGGUGAGACAAAUGCAAAUGGGACUAUUUGAAUGACAAUAAUGCAAUCAGGGAUGCAAGCAGGAUGAAUUCGGCCGAAUCAAGCCGCACUCCUCCGUGUGUUUUGGGUGAAAUCAUAUCUAAUGACUGAAGUCGGAGAAAAUGUUUGUCUGCCGUCGACGUCUCAUGCCUCUGAAAACACUGAAUGUUUUAUAUCAUCCUUUAAAUCAUGACAUUAUCUUUAGAAACACUCCUUUGUGUGAUCAACACUGAUUGUUGUAUCAACACAAUCAUUGAGCUUCAUUUUAUGCAACCAGUUCUCUAAAUACCUGAAUAUUUCUACAAAAACAACAUAAUUCUUAGACGUUUCAGCUGUUUUUUUAACACAUAAAAUGAAAGGUUUAAAACUGCUACUUAAACAUGACUUAUAUUUAGUUACAUUUCAGAUAUCCCUUAUAAAAUAUUAAAAUAUAUGAAAUAAAAGUGCCAAUUCAGGAGAUAAAAAAGAUACAUAUAUUUGAAUAGGUUUGAAGUAUAUUUUCAGAACCUGUUUUUAAUUUUGAGAUUCAGUUAGAAAAUGUGCAUAACAUAUUGUUAAAUGUUAACUCUUGCUCUUAAAGUAACUCCCUUAGUUUACUCUCUUAUUGGCCGUGGCUGACAAACUGCAAACAUCAUCUGCAAAAGUGUUUUUUUUUUUUAUGUUUCUGAAUGUUCUUGGGCGUUCUUAUUUUCAUUGCUUUAGUGCCACAGGAAUUUUGAACAUUUUUAAAGAAUUUUCUCUAAAAAUAGCUGCAAAAUUGACAGGUAUGUCUCAAACUUGUCUAAACUCUUGUCUGUCUGCACUAAAACACAGUUCUCAUUUCUAAAAAUGUUCCCAUAAACACGACUCCAUCCAUCUGAAAAUAACCCAAACCUUUGUAGUAACUAUGCCAGGCCAGUGUGUGGCACUGUAACGCUGCCACAAGAAAAACAGCAAAAACCAAAGGAGCAAAAAGCAUACAUGCUGGGUUGUAGGUUGGAGUAAAGCUGGGCCUAAUGGCAUCGUUUUCAAAACUUUGCAUGUUAUUUCACUCUUUUCAGAAAUACCCUUUUAGGGCUCUUUUUGUGUAAAAACAGGACUGAAACGACAUAAAAUCUUUGCACAUUUACAAAAUACCAUUUUUAUAUCGAUGGCUCCUUAUACCAUUUUUCCAUUGUCCAGAUUCAAUACGAUCUCUGUGGUUUUUGUUAAUCCCAAAUGUUUCCCUGCAAAAUAAAUGCAUGCAAUUCAUUCCUUAGACCUCCCUAAGACAUAAUAUUUAUGAAUUUUUUCCAUUUUAUGUUGAUUGUGUUUGUGAAAAUGUAGGUUUUGUACUCAGCAACAAUUGUUGCCGGUGGGAAACAGCGCAGUCUAAACCAGGGGUUCCCAAACUCUUCAGCCUUUGACCCUCAAAAUACCAGCAGCAGAGACCUGAGCCCCCAACUGUUGUUGGAUCAUAAACAUUGUUUUCAUGUCAUAAAAAUAGGAGCAUAUUAACAAUAUUCAUUGUUGUGGAAAUAUUCACUAAGGCAGAAACACGUGAAUAAAGGAAGGUGCACUGCGUGGUUUGGUUCCAUAACAGCUAUUUUUGUCCAUUUUAAGUACACUAAC
Molecule: messenger RNA, 4169 nt
Organism: Austrofundulus limnaeus
Lineage: Eukaryota; Metazoa; Chordata; Actinopteri; Cyprinodontiformes; Rivulidae
Gene: gpd2
Product: glycerol-3-phosphate dehydrogenase 2 (mitochondrial)
Exons: 19
Coding region: 16-2511 (831 amino acids)
Biological process (GO): glycerol-3-phosphate metabolic process
Cellular component (GO): mitochondrion
Molecular function (GO): calcium ion binding; glycerol-3-phosphate dehydrogenase (quinone) activity
Source: RefSeq, a predicted model, not a curated record